GGACCGCACGACAGGACAGAUGAGAAACUGCUUCCAUCUGGAAACGCAGGGAGAGAAGGAGGGUCGACUCGACACAGUCACCGGCGGUAAGACACACACAGCCUGCUUGCGUUACAUCGCACCGGUCAUCAUCACCAUUCCGACUGUUGGAGGAGCACAGCGAACGUGCGCGCAGAGCAGCUGCACCUGACUGAUCGUGGACAUACCUCAGUUUUAUUUCACCAGUCUUCAUUUAACAGUUGCCUUCGGUACUUACUUGAAGAAGGAAGAAAAAAAAAAUCAAUAAAUAAAGCGGGUUUUUAUGUUUUGUUUCAAUUCUGGGAGAGGACUUUGACAAGGAGGACCCUGUGUCUGGAGUGCUAAUACACAGACUGCUCUUGUUGGAUGUUGAUUGUUGGUCAGAGAAGAAGUGGCAGCGUUUAGCCGCUGUUUGGACCAUCACUGGACAACCGGUGUCGUCUUCGAAAGUGUUCAAAGAAUCAGAGAGGAAGAAAGAGUGUAAAAGUAUGACUUUGUGAUGAAUCUCAGAGGCCAACUCCAGUGAGGUGUCCUCCUGUCCCCCUCAACCCCUUUAGAGACCACACCAUCCAGCGGACACCAUUUCAAGGAUUCUCUCUGGACCUUGAUACCCACAGGAGGGGUGUGAACAGGAAGGCCCAGAGGAAGUGGACAGUGUGGGCAGGAUGUGGGAGGGACUGAGACUGCAGGUGUUCUUCUUAUGUUUGGGGGCCGCACUAUGGAGCGCUGCAGCGGCAGCGACACACAGGGGCUCAGGGCCACGGGAGCGCGGCCACCGCCGCCAUCUCUCUUUGCACAGACACAGGGAGAGAGGCAAAGAGGGCCAGGUGCUUCACCGCUCCAAACGAGGCUGGGUCUGGAACCAGUUCUUUGUCAUUGAAGAGUACACAGGCCCAGAUCCCGUCUUAGUAGGUCGGCUUCAUUCGGAUGUAGAUUCAGGAGAUGGAAACAUUAAAUACAUACUUUCGGGGGAGGGAGCAGGCACUAUUUUUGUCAUCGAUGACAAAACGGGCAACAUUCAUGCCACAAAGACACUGGACAGAGAAGAACAGGCCCAGUACACCCUGACCGCCCAGGCCGUGGAUCGAGACACCAACAAACCCCUAGAACCUCCCUCAGAGUUCAUUGUCAAGGUGCAGGACAUCAAUGACAAUCCACCAGAGUUCCUUCACGGCCCUUACUAUGGGCGAGUGGCUGAGAUGUCCAAUGUUGGUACUUCAGUGAUAAAGGUCACAGCUACAGACGCCGAUGACCCCACAUACGGCAACAGCGCCAGGCUGGUCUACAGCAUCCUGCAGGGCCAGCCUUACUUUUCUGUGGAGCCACAAACAGGAAUCAUUCGAACUGCUCUUCCCAACAUGGACAGAGAGGCCAGGCAGGAAUACGAUGUCGUCAUCCAGGCCAAGGACAUGGGUGGACACAUGGGCGGUCUGUCAGGGACCACUCAGGUUAAAAUCACCCUGACUGAUGUCAAUGACAACCCUCCGAAGUUCGCUCAGGGACUUCCUCCCCAUGUGGGAGUUAUUUUUAUAAAUGCAGCUGAAGCUUUUGGCUCUCAGCAGACAGGGAGUGGAGCCAUAUGGUUCUUCUGCGAGCUCCAGCCUCAGCUAAGAGCUCACAGGUGCGAUCUGGCAGAGAACGGACUGGUGGAUUAUCGCAUCUUGGAGGGAGACGGCAUGAACCUCUUCGAAAUCACCAAGGACUCGGAGACCCAAGAGGCAGUCAUCAAAUUAAAGAAGCCCGUGGACUUUGAGACCAAGCGAUCAUAUACGCUAAAGGUAGAAGCCUCCAACCCACAUGUGGACCCACGUUUCACUGCCUGGGGUCCAUACAAAGAUACUACCAUUGUGAAAAUAUCAGUAGAAGAUGCAGAUGAGCCCCCGACCUUCAUGGCUCCCGGCUACAACUUUGAGGUGGAGGAAAACGCCCCAGCAGGCACUCUAGUCGGCCGUGUGCAUGCCAAAGACACCGACAUCAUGAACAACCCAAUCAGAUAUAUGAUUCUACGCUACACAGACUUGGAAGAGUUUUUCACCAUUAAUACUGAGGACGGCAUUAUUAAGACCACAAGGCCUUUAGAUCGAGAAGCACAGGCUUGGCACAACAUCUCUGUCAGUGCUGCAGAGAUUGGCGGCCAUCACCAAGAUGCAAAAGUACGAGUCAAUAUCAAAGUCAAAGAUGUGAAUGACAACGCUCCAGAGUUUGCCACUCAAAACGAAGUGCUUGUCUGUGAGAAUGUCAGCCCUGGAAAGCUCAUUGAAACAGUUAGCGCUACGGAUAAGGACGAAAUGGCCCACCGCCAGCACUUCCACUUCAGCCUGGCCCCUGAGGUCACUAACAACCACAGUUUCUCCCUCAAGGACAACAGAGAUAGCACUGCUAGCAUCUUUGUGAUCCGGAAGGGCUUCAGCAGAAUGUCCCAGGAUAUAUAUCACCUUCCCAUCGAGAUCAGCGACAAUGGUGUACCCCCAAUGAGCAGCACCAAUACUCUUAUAAUCCGUGUGUGCAACUGCGACAGCAAAGACACUAUUCUCUCUUGCAAUGUGGAACCUUUCAUCCUGUCAGCAGGGCUCAGCACCGGAGCUCUGAUUGCCAUCUUGGCCUGUAUUGUUAUUCUACUGGCCCAGUUCCAUCUACGAACAAUCACAAAGAAAGACCUGUGA
Messenger RNA from Sinocyclocheilus rhinocerous, 2681 nucleotides. Its product is annotated as cadherin-11-like. The transcript has 13 exons. Gene Ontology annotation, cellular component: catenin complex; plasma membrane; adherens junction. The record is from RefSeq and is a predicted model, not a curated record. The coding region runs from base 684 to 2681 and encodes 665 amino acids. NCBI's taxonomy places the organism in Eukaryota, Metazoa, Chordata, Actinopteri, Cypriniformes, Cyprinidae. Gene Ontology annotation, biological process: cell-cell junction assembly; cell-cell adhesion mediated by cadherin; multicellular organism development. Gene Ontology annotation, molecular function: calcium ion binding; cadherin binding; beta-catenin binding.